This is a messenger RNA of Passer domesticus (house sparrow), 718 nucleotides long. It is a transcript of the gene CIMIP1, whose product is annotated as ciliary microtubule inner protein 1. The record is from RefSeq and is a predicted model, not a curated record. The transcript is spliced from 4 exons. Lineage: Eukaryota; Metazoa; Chordata; Aves; Passeriformes; Passeridae. Bases 300 to 650 code for a protein of 116 amino acids.
GCCGCCAUCUUGUGCCCGCCUGAGGGGCCUCGGCAGAGCACCGAGCGGGAAUUAUUUUGCUUUUUCCCCCUGCGGCAUGGCUGUGGUGCCACCGGAGAGCUCCCAAAGGGCCGAGAGAAGGGGAUCCUUUUCCCCUCGGGGGGUGUGAGGGCGCUUCCCAACAUUCCACUGAACACGCUCCCGCCAUCUUGUGCCCGCCCACAGGAGCUGCCGCCCCUCACGGCGCCGUUGCCCCGCAACGCCCGAGGGGCCGCGGCCGAUCGCGCUCCCUCAGGCGGGGCUGGGGCGGCGCGGCCCCGAUGGAGCCCACCAACUUCAUAGCCAAGGACAACAACUGGAAAAAUCGUAUUGAAAACGAAAGAGAUGCUGCAAAAAGAUGGGCUGAGAAAUGGGGAUUUUUGAAAACGCCUCUUGAAGAGUUGCUUGGAGAUGAAAAGAAAGAAGCUGCAAAGCCCAAGCUGCAGCUUCCAGAUCACCUGCAGGUUCGACCUGUGACACCUGUGGAAAAAUACAUUAAGGUGCUUCCAUCUCCUCCAGUACCAAAAACGACCCAGGGAUUUAUUGGCUGGAGAUCAGGUGUUCCAGCACUGGCACUUGAACACGAUUAUCAAAUCCAAAGCUGCAAAGGAUCUGUCUGUAGCAUGAAGUGACCAUGUGAGCCCUCUGGGUGACAUAUGAAAUAAAGAGGCACAAAGAUGCAUCUGCAUUCCUAAGGAGA